Macaca mulatta (Rhesus monkey) is the source of this 1386-nucleotide messenger RNA. NCBI's taxonomy places the organism in Eukaryota, Metazoa, Chordata, Mammalia, Primates, Cercopithecidae. The record is from RefSeq and is a predicted model, not a curated record.
AUGCGAGAGAUCGUUUUGUUCUACGGCCAUAAGCUCAUUGCUCCAGUUGCCUCUUCGGUAUUAGGCAGUUUCUGGAGCUGGCAGCCUGGCUUCCCUCUCAUCGCUAACCCUGCAGCUGCGCAGGCCCUGAUCAUCAGCCUUGAGGCCCUGGCACUGCAUUGCUCCCCUCAUACCAGGCAAGUUCUCGAAGGCAAAAUUAUAUAUAAAGACAGAACAAUCGUCGGCUCAGGUAAGAAAAUCCUCUUUCGUCAAAACUACGUGGAUGCAUUUUCUGAAGAGGCUCAUAUUUCCCGAAAACACCGCAAGGAAUCCUACACGCAAUUGCAUAAUCCUUAUGUGGAAAGAGCAGCUGGUGUGACUGCAGGCACCCACCUCGAGUCAUGGAGAGUUGAGUGUACACCGAUGGGGGCUGUUGAGACCCCAGUUAAUGAGAAAGCAGGGGAUCAGAAGGAGGAAGGGAGGCGCCGCAGGCCUCUGGAUACCUCAUCCAAUGACAACAUCGCAAGGGGAGCAUCAACCCCAACGCUGAUCGCCGUGCAGGCUCGCUCGAUCUGGCCUCUUGUUGGUCUUUUAUUCGAGUCAUUGAAACCAUAUGAAACUGCCACUUUUAUAGGUCAGCCCAUCACACCAACCAAGAUCUUAGAGAGUGGAAGUGAAGUUCGGCAGAUCAGGGACCUCUGGCUGACUUGCUCUGGGCCCGGGCGUGGCGGGCAGGACCUGCAAAUCUGCCCGCCGGCCCGCACUGGAGUGGCAGGUUGUGCUACAGUAGCGCCCAGUGAAUCAGGUGUUGCUGACGCUCCUGGUCGGGACUCCCACUUUGCGACCCCACGCACUAGACAUCUGCUGCACGGAUACAGGUCGGAGAGCGGCGCCGGACACUCACUUCUCACCCUCCAACGUCAGUCCUCCCGCGCAGGUCGGCUCACCUCGCCCUCGCACGCCCUCCAGGCUCCAGGUGGUUCCCCUCCCCCAGCUCCGCCAGAGAGGCGCCGGCCCCGGGAUUCCCGCACUCCGCCCAGAGAGGGGCGCGCUCCCUGCCCGGGAGAAGCCCUCUGCCGCAGCCGCGAGUGUUGGUGCUGGGCCCAGGUGCCGGGGGAUUCCUUCCCCGGACGCUUGCCGCGGGCCGGGUCAGGGCUCGGAGUAGGCGGGGCGGGGCGGGGGCGGUGCUCCGGUGGGCGCGCGGAGCCAGCCGGGGCGGGGGCGCGGCGCACCUUGCUCCCGCCGCCCCCGCCCCGCGCCGCCGCCAGCCCCUCCCAGCGCUCCCGGCGCCCCCGCCCGCCAGAGACGGUUCCAGCCCCUUCCGUCCGCCCAGCUCCGCCGCUGUCCUCCGCCGGCCCGCGUGGGAGGACGAUGGGUCAGCGCGGAAAAAGUGAAUGAGGGCGGCAA